Dermacentor andersoni is the source of this 943-nucleotide messenger RNA. RefSeq names its product Electron transfer flavoprotein beta subunit (gene Etfb). Lineage: Eukaryota; Metazoa; Arthropoda; Arachnida; Ixodida; Ixodidae. Gene Ontology annotation, biological process: amino acid catabolic process; fatty acid beta-oxidation using acyl-CoA dehydrogenase. The record is from RefSeq and is a predicted model, not a curated record. Gene Ontology annotation, cellular component: mitochondrion. Gene Ontology annotation, molecular function: electron transfer activity.
AAUUUUAAAGCGACAGAGGGCGCAACCUGCGCUUUCAGAUUUUAGGCUGCUGCAAAUCAUGGCGCUCAGGGUGCUCGUCGGCUGCAAGCGUGUGAUUGAUUAUGCGGUUAAAAUACGUGUCAAGCCUGACAAAACAGGAGUUGUGACUGAUGGUGUUAAGCACAGCCUGAACCCUUUCGAUGAGAUUGCUGUGGAGGAGGCAGUACGAUUGAAGGAGAAGAAAGUAGCCAGCGAGAUAAUUGCUGUGUCAUGUGGGCCUGCUGCAUGUCAGGAAACAUUGAGGACAGCAUUGGCCAUGGGUGCAGACAAGGCCAUCCAUGUGGAAGUAGAAGGCAAAGAGUACGAGACACUGCAGCCUCUACACGUUUCCAAAAUCUUGGCCAAGCUGGCUGCUGACAACAAGGUGGAUGUCAUUAUUGUGGGGAAGCAGGCUAUUGAUGAUGACAGCAAUCAGACAGCCCAGAUGACAGCUGGAAUUUUAGACUGGCCACAGGCUACUUUCGCUUCAAAGAUUGAGAAAGAUGGAGACAGCCUGAAGGUGACGCGAGAGAUUGACGGUGGCCUCGAGCACAUCAAGGUGAAGCUGCCCGCGGUCAUCAGCGCGGAUCUCAGACUGAACGAGCCCCGAUAUGCCACCCUCCCCAACAUCAUGAAAGCCAAGAAGAAGCCUUUGGAGAAGAAGACACCCAAGGACCUGGGUGUGGACGUAGGUGCUCGUAUUGAUAUUGUGAGCGUAGAGGACCCACCAACCAGGGAAGCCGGUACCAAGGUCGAGACUGUGGAUGAGCUACUAGAGAAGCUGAAGGCCUUGGGGCGUAUCUAGAGAUGUCUGGCUCAACUUUGCGCAGCUGCAGAAGUCCAAGAUUUUGGUGGAAGCAAAGUAGUCAACAAAUUGUACACCUGUCCUGAAGUAAUGCUUAAAAUAAAUGAUAUUUUUACAUUC